Molecule: messenger RNA, 1100 nt
Organism: Nicotiana tabacum (common tobacco)
Lineage: Eukaryota; Viridiplantae; Streptophyta; Magnoliopsida; Solanales; Solanaceae
Source: RefSeq, a predicted model, not a curated record
UUAAGAACACAAAUUUAAAAAGUAUUUUUUUUUAAAACUUCCGUGCCGAGACUAAAAAAGAAGAAGAGCAAAUCACUACAUACUAUUGCUCAGUUGAAGAUUCUUCCCUUAAUCUGCAAUUUUAAUCAACCUUUUCAGAUUCUGAUAAAAAAAUUAAUUUUCUUCAACAGAUACAAAUUUAAUUAGGGUUAGGGUUUUUCAUAUGCAGAAGUAUAUAUAAAUGGAAGCGGCAAAUACGAGGGCAAUAGGGUUUGAGGAGGAGUAUAUGAAUGUAGCAAUUCGAGUGGAUGAAUAUGGAGGUGGAGGAUUUAAUGCUGAUGAUAUCAGCGGUGGCUGUGAGAGUAGCGGUACUGAAGAAUUGCAACACGUGUGCUCCUCUGUGCCGCCUCUUUCUGCUUGCCCUGUAGUAGAUAGCGACGGCAGAGUUUUAGCGGCUAUGCCUAUGCCCUCGCGGAGGACUAGUGAGCUUACUAUUUCUUUCGAAGGCCAAGUCUAUGUAUUCCCUGCUGUUACUCCUGAUAAGGUGCAAGCGGUACUGCUAUUAUUAGAAGGGUCUGAUAUGGCUAGUUAUGUACCUAGCUCACAUUCUCUUGCACUGGAAACUAUCAAGAGUGUUGAUAACGAUGCCCCCACCAGGCCAAAUAUUUCUCGGAGAAUCGCAUCUCUGAUUAGAUUCCGUGAGAAGAGAAAAGAGAGAUGCUUUGAGAAAAAAGUCCGUUACACUUGUCGGAAAGAAGUUGCACAGAGGAUGCAUCGUAAAAAUGGGCAAUUUGCCUCUUUAAAAGAUGGUGAAAAGACGUAUGCUGGCAAUAUUGAUUCUGGUGACAGCAUUCCUCAUCCUGAACCUACACUAAGAAGAUGUCAACACUGUGGUAUUAGUGAAAGUGAGACACCUGCAAUGCGGCGGGGCCCAUCAGGCCCUAGAACCCUCUGCAAUGCCUGUGGGCUUAUGUGGGCGAACAAGGUAUUGCACAGUGGAUCUGCUUGUUCUUUCUGCCCCUCCCCCCAACCAAAAAAAAUAAGAUUUCUCAAACUCACACUUCUUAUGCUUUCCUCUUUUAAUCACAGAGGUUAACUUUGUCUAUAGUAAUUAUCGUUUA